GGGGGAUAGUCCUAAACCACUCUUAUACCAAACUCCCCCAACUCUGUCUCUCUCCCACCUUCUUUUUCCCUUCCCCCAGAUUCUUCUCCUCCUACUCUUUAGAUCUCUCUUUCUCUCUCCUCAUUCUUUCUCUCACCUGUCUUUUUCUCUCCUCCCCCCCCCCCCCCAAAAAAAAUAAAAAUUCCCUUCCAUUUUUGGCAAAUCUUGUUUCUUACUACCCUUUUAACUCUUCUUUUUUCCCUGAUCUUCAAUUUUUUUUUUCUUCUCUCCCUUUUUUUGGGGAGGGAGGAUGCUCAAUUUCGCAAGAAAAUGAGCUUGUUUUUUUAAUUUUUUUUUGUUCAUAAGAAGAUUUUCAAUUUCAGCUGAAUUAUUUGGGUAUUUUAGGGUUAGGGUUAGGGUUUUUUGUUUGUGAAUUAUUUAUUGGUUUUUCAAUGGGUGGGGGUUCUGAGCAGCUGCUUAAUAAUAGUAGUUCUUCUUCGGUGGCGAAAAAACAUGGGAUUAAUAAGCCGAUUUCACUUGCGGGUCCUACUGAGGCUGAUCUUAUGCGUAAUGCUGAGUUGGGAAAGUUUUUGAUUGAUUCAGGGCUUUAUGAGAGUGAGGAAGAAGGUGAGAAGCGAGAAGAGGUUCUUAAUCGAAUUCGCGAGAUCGUGAAAGGGUGGGUAAAGCAACUGACUCGCCAAAGAGGUUACACAGAUCAAAUGGUGGAAGACGCGAAUGCUCUCAUAUUUACUUUUGGAUCUUAUAGACUAGGGGUACAUGGACCUGGGGCUGACAUUGAUACCUUGUGCGUUGGGCCUUCUUAUGUAAAUCGUGAUGAAGACUUCUUCAUAGUAUUGCAUGACAUUCUGGCUGAAAUUGAAGAAGUUACUGAGCUUCAGCCAGUCCCAGAUGCUCAUGUUCCUGUGAUGAAAUUCAAAUUUCAAGGAGUUUCUGUUGACCUACUCUAUGCAAGUGUGUCAAUGCUGCUUGUUCCUGAUGAUUUGGAUAUAUCACAGGGCUCCAUACUUUACAAUGUUGAUGAACAAACAGUACGUAGUUUGAAUGGAUGUCGAGUUGCAGACCAAAUUCUUAAGCUGGUUCCUAAUGUUGAGCACUUCAGGACAACACUAAGAUGUCUCAAGUUUUGGGCUAAGCGACGGGGCGUGUACUCUAAUGUGACUGGAUUCCUCGGUGGUGUGAACUGGGCUCUUUUAGUCGCUAGAGUAUGCCAACUUUACCCAAAUGCUAUUCCUAGCAUGUUGCUUUCCCGGUUUUUUAGAGUUUAUACACAAUGGCGUUGGCCAAAUCCUGUAAUGUUGUGUUCAAUUGAAGAGGAGGAUCUUGGUUUCCCUGUGUGGGAUCCUCGUAAAAAUCCACGGGAUCGUACACACCAUAUGCCAAUUAUUACCCCUGCAUACCCGUGCAUGAACUCUAGCUACAAUGUCUCUACAAGUACACUCCGUGUUAUGAUGGAGCAGUUUGACCACGGUAAUAAAAUUUGCCAGGAGAUUGAGCUGAACAAGGCCCAAUGGAGUACCCUUUUUGAACCAUAUCUUUUCUUUGAGUUGUAUAAAAAUUACUUGCAAGUAGAUAUUGUUGCAGAAGAUGCAGAUGAUUUGCUGGCUUGGAAAGGUUGGGUAGAAUCUCGACUUCGCCAGCUUACUUUGAAGAUAGAGAGAGAUACAUUUGGGAUGCUGCAGUGCCAUCCUUACCCAUAUGAGUUUGUAGACACAUCUAAGCAGUGUUCCCAUAGCGCUUUCUUUAUGGGUUUGCAGAGGAAACAAGGGGUGAAAGUCAAAGAAGGUCAGCAAUUUGAUAUUCGGGGAACUGUUGAUGAGUUCAGGCAGGAGGUAAAUAUGUAUAUGUAUUGGAAACCUGGCAUGGAUAUGUAUGUGUCACAUGUUCGUAGAAAGCAGCUUCCACCAUAUGUGUUUCCUGAAGGGUAUAAACGACCUCGUAGACACAUGAGUCAGCAGGCUGACAAGAUGUGUGAUGAAACUGAAGGGGAUAGCGGUGCGUCCAUUGAUAGAUCGCUCAAGCGGCGUACAGAUUAUGAGAUGGGGAAUCUGACACCUUCUCGUCUUGAGAAGAGGGCAUCUAUCAGUCCACAAAGGCUGGAAACUCUUUCUCCAGAGUUCAGUUCUAGAUAUUACACUCCAUCACCAUUGAGCUGUGGAGAACUGGUGAAGCCAAACCAUACCGCGGAUGUGCUUAGCCACUCGCAAGAUGCGUUGUAUGAUGAUAGAAGUCUAAGCCCUCACAAUCCGCUGCUAGACAAGGCCGCUCCUGAUACUGUUUUGUUGGCAAAGCAGGAUACUGCGGAUAGUAUCUCUAUAGUUGGAGUUGAAGCAAGUACACUGGAGGCAAUGCCAAGUGACGUCUCCAGCCAGGAGACUCUUGCUUCAUUUGAUAUCUGUAAUCGAAUUAAGGAUGCUUGUCUGGUUAGAAAGGAUGAAGAAAUGUCUAGCUUUGAGAAUUUCGAGACCAAAUCUUUCCGAAGAGCAAAGGAUCUUAUAGAGAGGGCCGCAAAGGAGGAUAUUGAUGAAGUUAUGGCUCAUUCUGAGCAGAUUAAGGGAAUUGAAAAUGGUAUCCAUUUGGAUCCCAGUGCUGCCAUUCAGACUCUAAAUCAUGAGGAUGAUAUAUGUGGGGAAGAUCCUGGUUUGCUUCCGGACAACGAUUACCUCAAUGAGACUGGUGUCUUCCAGGGUGGAUCUACGGAAGAGCUAGAGUCAAAUACUGCUGGCGGAAUGGCCAUAGAAACUCGAGGUAGAACUACAAAUACUGCAAAAUUUGUGCAGAAGCCAAUCACAAGGCUGAAUCUGAGAUCGAUGGCAGAGAAUUCAGAAGUUCCAUGCGAUGAAGCAUUUGUAUAUAGAAGUUCAGCAGCUUCGGUAAGUUCAAAAAAUUUACUGCUGGGUUAAGUUGUGCUUUUCCAGGUGCACUGUGCUCCAAUCUUGUCAUGCGAGAGCAAGCAGCAGCACAGCAGUAUUGUUCGGAGUUCACGUAUGCCCAUGUUGUGUGAGAUAUGUAUAAUUAUGGAUGUGAUGUAGUUCGUGCAAUCGGAGCAGUCCUCGCAGCAGGUCUCUCGACACCGUUUCUUGCUUGUACAGAAGCUGCUUCGCACCCGCUGCUUUGCACCUGCGGACCCUUCAUUGGGAUCAUUAGCAGGAGAAAAUUGAGAUUAGACUAAAACGGGAUUUUCGCCACAUCUUCGAGGGAGUAUUUCUGUAUUGCAUAAACAAGAAAAAAAAAUGGCCAAAAAAAAAAAGAAAAAGUAAAAGAGAAAAAAUAGAAUUGACUAACAAUUGUAAUUUAUCGUUGCAAAGCCUUUUUUUAAUAUCAAAUUCUUGAAUGUAGUUUGGAAACUUGGGUUAAUGUUGAAGCUCUGAGGGAUUAUAUAAUGCUGACUUAAUAUUCA
This is a messenger RNA of Beta vulgaris subsp. vulgaris (sugar beet), 3397 nucleotides long. Its product is annotated as nuclear poly(A) polymerase 4. Gene Ontology annotation, molecular function: poly(A) RNA polymerase activity; RNA binding. Bases 432 to 2900 code for a protein of 822 amino acids. The transcript has 13 exons. Lineage: Eukaryota; Viridiplantae; Streptophyta; Magnoliopsida; Caryophyllales; Amaranthaceae. The record is from RefSeq and is a predicted model, not a curated record. Gene Ontology annotation, cellular component: nucleus.